Thamnophis elegans (Western terrestrial garter snake) is the source of this 9575-nucleotide messenger RNA. It is a transcript of the gene MEGF8, whose product is annotated as multiple EGF like domains 8. NCBI's taxonomy places the organism in Eukaryota, Metazoa, Chordata, Lepidosauria, Squamata, Natricidae. Gene Ontology annotation, molecular function: calcium ion binding; protein binding. The record is from RefSeq and is a predicted model, not a curated record.
CCUCGUCUCGAUGCCCCCCUCGGUCCCGGACUGGCCUCUACAUGGGCCGCGGGGGCAGCGGAGGCGCUGCCGGCUGCGCAGGGAGAUCCAAAGGCCAUCAUGGACCUCCUGAAAUCCAGCCGGUUAAAGCUGCUGGUUCUGCUGCCCCUCGCUCUGUGCGGGAUCCAUCAAACCUAUGCCGGCGAUUGUAAGGGGCGCCGCGAGGUGCUACGCAGCGCUUCUGGCUACGUGACGGACGGACCUGGCAACUACUCAGUCAACGGCAACUGCGAAUGGCUGGUGGAGGCUCCUAGCAGCAGCUACCGCAUCCUCUUGACCUUCAUGUUUAUGGACACGGAAUGCACGUAUGACUACCUCUUCAUUUAUGACGGAGAUUCUCCCAGCAGCCCUUUGCUGGCCAGCCUGAGUGGCAGCACGUUGCCCCCCACCAUUGAGGCCACCUCUGGCAAGAUGCUGUUACACCUCUUCAGUGAUGCCAACUACAACCUGCUGGGCUUCAAUGCUACUUACUCCGUCUCGCUGUGUCCCAUGGGCUGCUUGGGGCACGGCAUUUGCGAUAACGACGGGCGUUGUGUUUGCUUCCAAGGCUGGGGUGGCAGGGACUGUUCGAUGCCCGACUGCACCACGUAUUGCCAGAAUCAUGGCACCUGUAACCAGGUGUCAAAGCAUUGCCAGUGUGAACCGGGAUUUGUGGGCCAGGCUUGUGAUUUAGCCCUGAGCGACAACCAAGGGGCAGGGAAGUGGUAUAACGUCAGCAUCCGAGAUUCCAGUUUCUGGGCCCGUACAGCAGCUGCUGGUGCUUUCCUGUCUUCUACUGGGGGGCUGUACAUUUUUGGAGGCUUAGAUCUAAACACCGCUUUGGGAGACCUUGUCUUCUAUAACUUCACCACCAAUACUUGGCAUCAGAGAGUGCUUAGCCCUUCCCCAACUGCUCGUCACUCCCACACAGCUGUGGCCUGGGAGGGCUCCCUGAUUCUGUUUGGUGGGGAGCUGUCCACUGGUUUUCUGGCCAAUGAUGUCUGGAUGUAUCUGCCCCGGGAGGGCUAUUGGCAAGAGCUGGUGCCCCUCAACACAACAAUUCCUCCCGAGUUGGCCGGUCACGCCUCUGCGGUGGUCGAUGAAUGGCUGUAUGUAUUUGGAGGGCGCACCGGGGUGGAUGUCUUCUCCUCCCACAUGUACCGCUUCCACCUGAAACGAUGGACCUGGGAGCUGGUGAUUCCUUCAGGAGGGAAGGCGCCUGCAGCAGCCGGUCAUUCCAUGGUCUUCCACCCUGCUUCCCGUACUCUCUUGGUUUAUGGUGGGCACCGGCCUUCCACCGCUCGGUUCAGCGUGCGAGUGAACACGACCGACCUCUUCCACGUGGAUUUGCGUUACUGGAGUACGUUGCGGGCCAAAGAUUCGCACCGGGGGCCUCGCGAAAGGGCCUUCCACUCGGCCACAGUCAUUGGCAAUUACAUGGUGGUGUAUGGGGGCAACGUUCACAUCCAUUACCACGAAGAGAAAUGUUACGAGGACGAAAUAUUUUUCUACCACCUGGGGUGCCACCAGUGGGUCUCUAGCCACGAACUGGCACCUCUCAUCACUCAAGAGCACGAAUCAAAAACUUCGGCCCAGGCGCGUGGCCGGUAUUCCCACGUGGCCACUGUGAUGAAUGGAAACGUGCUCCUCGUGGCGGGAGGCUACAGCGGAGUGCCACGGGGUGACCUGCUAGCUUAUAAAGUGCCCACCUUCGUCUUUCAGGUGCCAUCUCAGAUGUACCAUCUGGAUUACUGCUCUAUUUACACGGAAAAAAGCACAUGUGCCAAGGACCCAGAAUGUGCCUGGUGCUCCCGAGGAUGCCAGAGCACUCAGCCUCGUAACCUUUGCCCCAACAGUGGCUGUCUGGGCUUGGCCCGCCUCUUAGUCGACUGCCAAUCUUGCCUCGCCUUUGGUGACACCAACGGUUCUCUGCCCCGAGCUUCCGGUCCCUUUGGCUGGUGUGUGCAAAACGAGACUUGCAUGCCCAUCUCAGAACAGGGCAGAUGCCAAGUGGGGAAGAUUUCAGGAACCUACGGCUGGUGGGGGCCGCAGUCCUUCUUCAUCACCUCCCUGGCCCAAUGUCAGCGCGAAGAUUUCUUGCCCGGCCUUCAUCUGAUUACCUACCAGCAGCCACGCAAUGACUCCCAGCCGGACAAGGUCUCCAUCGUCCGAAGCACCACCAUCACCCUGAAUCCCAGCACAGAGAUGGACGUCUCGCUGGUCUACAAGGGAUUCAUUCACCCCCUGGUGAGCAGCUCUGGACCUGCGGAAGACAUCUCCAUCUGGGCACGCAUCCAGCGCCUCUUUGUGGUGGCGAAAUUAGGCAGAACCCCGGGCGCAUCGGAGCUGGAGAAAGUGGGCAGCUGGGCAGUGCAGCAGGAAAAAGAGAAACGGCUGCUCCAGCGUCCUGGGGCCGAACGCCUUUUUCCCAGCACGGAGAGAGGGAAUAAGUACGCGGUGCUGGUUGAAGGCCACCUCAACAACUCUGGCAACGGGCAAACGAGCGAAUUGACCCUCACGUGGGAUCGCACAGGCGUGCCAGGAGGCAGCGAAAUCUCCUAUUUUUUUCUGGAACCCUUUCGAUCUGAGCUGUGUGCCACUUAUCAUUCCUGUCUUGCUUGCCUGGCCGACCAGGGCUGCGGGUGGUGCCCGCUCAGCUCCACCUGCCAUCGGCGACUGGCCUAUCAGGAUGACGUGGGCGGCUGCGGUCCCAGCACCGUGCGCCUCAUCCUGGUGCCCAGCAACUGCAUCUUGUGUGAAGACUACCGCGACUGCCACACCUGUAGCAAGGAUCCGUUUUGCGAAUGGCAAGUCAACAGCAGUAAAAAAGGAGAUUUUCUUUGCAGUCGCCGAGGCCGCCUUAACACGGCCAUUCGCUCGCCCAAGGAAUGCCCCAAACUCUGCAAUCAGCGUACCACGUGUUCUGAGUGCCUCUCCAAUUCCAGCCAGUGCGCCUGGUGCCAAUCAACACGGAACUGCUUCUACUUUGCGGCCUACCUGGCUAAAUACCCCUACGGGGAUUGCCGUGGGUGGUAUGACAGUGUUCACUCUGUGCCCCAAUGCCUGGACUGCACCCGCUUCAACACUUGUCGCGAAUGUUUGCAAAACUUUGAAUGCGGCUGGUGUGGCAACUCCGACAACCCUACCUUGGGCAGGUGCCUCCCGGGAGAUUUCUCGGGCCUCAGCACCUUCUCAAACUGCUCGGUGGCCCUGUGGGAAUCCCACGGACUGCCUCCCUCCCACCCUGCUCAGUGGUCGUACGGGCAAUGCCCCGACGUGGAUGAAUGCCGCCUGGGCUUGGCCAACUGCCAUCCUUUCGCCCGGUGCAAGAACACGCCGGAUUCCUUUCAGUGUCACUGCAACCGAGGCUACGCAGGAGACGGGGUGGCCUUCUGCAAUCAAACGUGCUACGACGAGUGCGCCCACGGAGAAUGCAGCGGAGGCCCCAACUUCACCUGUUUGUGCGAACUAGGCUGGACCACCGAACUCAUCACGGGGGCCACCCCUCCGCCUAGCGGAGUUCAGUGCAACCUGGAUUGCGGGUGUCACUUCCACAGCACCUGUGACGUCAAGGGCCCCGGUUUUUGCGACGAAUGCCAGAACUGGACUCAUGGGGAACGCUGCCACCUUUGCCGGCCAGGCAGCUAUGGGAAUGCCACCACGCAGAGCGGCUGCCGCCAGUGCGCUUGCCACGAGCAUGGCCUGGAGGAGAUGGGCUAUUGCCACAGUGCCACGGGAGCCUGUUACUGCACCCCGCCCACCGAAGGGCUGCAUUGUGAGCGCUGUGCCCCUGGCUACUCGGGAGACCCCAGAAAUGGCGGCAUUUGCUAUCAGGAAUGCGUGGGGCGCACUUUGCUCCUCAACCUCUCCUCCUCUUCCUCCCUGAGCUCUCAGCGGGCUGGGGGCCCCUUCUCCAACGGGCUCUCCUACUGCGUCUGGGUCUUGUCAACCGGUGGGGACAUUCAACCUUGCCACCCCGAAGAAAGCUGUCCAACAAUCACACUCACUAUUCAGCCGGAUACCCUCUGCAUGCACAACUAUAUCUACGUUUUUGAUGGCGUCCCUGACUUCCUGGACACAGGACUGAUCCAGCUGGAUCGGACUCUCAUCGGGGCGUUCUGCGGCCAGGGUCAUCCCCGUCCCGUUACCGUCGAAGCUGUAUCAGGCCUCCUGGUCAUCUACUACGAAGCCAACUCCAGCGAGGCCUCAGGCUUCAACGCAACCUACCUGGUGCACCGUUGCCGGCCCAGCUGCCACGCCAACCAGGAAUGCCAGCAGGGCCAUUGUGUUUGCAGGCCUGGCUACACCGGGCCCAGCUGCAAGUUCCAGAUCUGUCCCGGCAACUGCAGUGCUCACGCGGGGCAAGGACUUUGCGACCGGAGGCUGGGCCUGUGUAUCUGUAGCCAUCGCUUUGCUGGGGCGGAUUGCACCAUCCCACUCGAGGCUGACAAGAUCAUUUGGGAAACUUUAAUUGACACUCAGCUGACCGCUGACACAGCCAGCCGCUUCCUCCACCGUUUAGGCCACACCAUGGUGGAAGGGCCUGACUCCACGCUCUGGAUGUUUGGAGGCAUGUCGUUGCGCGAAGGCAUGCUGGGUAACGUGUACAGGUACGCCAUCGCCGAACGGCGCUGGACUCAGAUGCUGGCAGGAACAGAGGACCGAGGGCCAGGCCCCAACCCCCGGUACUUCCACGCGGCGGCCUACAUCUCCCCAGGCAAAGCAAUGUACGUCCUCGGUGGGCUGACGGCGGACGGAGUGGCCAGCGAUUUCUGGCUGCUCAACCUCACCACUUUGCAAUGGAGGCUACUGCCGGACCCUCUGAUCCCAGCCGUAGCUGGUCACACCCUCACGGCGCGGCGCGGCUCAUCCUUGCUUCUGAUUGGCGGCUACUCUCCCGAGAACGGCUUCAACAAGAAGCUGCUGGAAUAUAACGUGGCAUCAGAGAGCUGGCACGCCGGGAACCAGGCAGGGACACCUCCGACAGGUCUCUACGGCCACUCGGCUGUUUACCACGAGAGCACAGAUGCUGUUUACGUCUUCGGCGGCCACCGUUUCCACGUGGAGAUGGUUUCAGCUUCUCCUGAGCUCUACAGCCUUUACUAUCCCAACCUGACCUGGAGUUUACUGGCUCCAUCCCAAGGACCGAAGCCCCUGGCCCAUUUCUUCCACGUGGCAGCCGUGCUGAAGGACACCAUGGUGGUCAUAGGAGGGCGGACCGAACGGGAGAAUUUCACCAACCACGUUUUCUUCUACCAGCUGAAUUGCAAUACCUGGAUCCUUCCCAACAUCACAGCCGGGGCUGUGGUGGGGGAGCCCAUCACCGAAUCCAUCGCCCACGCCAUGGCUUCCACGGGAGGCCGCCUCUUCCUCUCCGGGGGCUUCAACGGGGUGGCCCUGGGGCGCAUGCUGGCCCUCUCGGUGCCCCACGAUCCCUGCCUGAUCUUCUCCAGCCCGGAAGCUUGCAACGGCUCGAACGCCAGCUGCGUCUGGUGCCACGCCAGCUGCGUCUCUGCGGAUGCGGCUGAAAGGCAAGGCUGCUCCUUCAGCGGGAUCUCCUGCUUUCCCACCCCACGGUCUCCGGACGAGUGUCGCCGGCUGAGAACUUGUAGCGAGUGUCUCGCCCAACAUCCUCGCGCCAUGGCCCACAGCCUGGGUAUUCCCCCUUUGCCGCAGUGUAAAUGGUGCACCAACUGCCCCGAGGGUGCAUGUAUCGGCAGCACCGGCAGCUGCACGUCGGAGAACGACUGCCGUAUCAACCAGCGGGAGAUCUUCGUGGCCAGCAACUGCUCGGAGAUCUCCUGCGAGGCCUCCGACUGCGCCAAGUGUACGGCGUCCGGGAAGUGCAUGUGGACGAGGCAAUUCAAGCGCACCGGGGAGACCCGACGCAUUCUCAGUGUGCAGCCCACGUAUGACUGGACUUGCUUCAGCCACUCGCUCCUCAACGUCUCCCCGAUGCCUGUGGAGUCCUCGCCCCCCCUGGCCUGCCCCACACCGUGUCACAACCACAGCACUUGUGGGGACUGCCUCAGCUCCAAGGGGGCGGAUGGGGGCUGGCAGCAGUGCGUCUGGAGUGUCAGCCUGCAGCAGUGUAUGAGUCCAACUUACCUACCGAUGCGCUGCGCGGCCGGGAUGUGUGGCCGGGUGCUGAGCGGGUCGGAGAGCUGCGCUCCAUCCUGUUCCCAUUUCCAGCAGUGCGCUCUCUGCAUCCAGCAGCCUCGGUGUGGCUGGUGCAGCUUCCGGGGAGAGAAUGGCCAAGGGCGUUGCCUGGAGGGCGGGCGGAGUGGCCCUCGCCAUGGGCUGGUGGAAUUGUGCGGCCUGAAUGCAGACUGGGCGUUUAUGUCGUGCCCGCCCGAAAACGAAUGCCUGAACGGGCACCACGACUGCAACGAGACCCAGAAUUGCAGCGACCUGCCCCACAGCUACAAAUGCACCUGCAAAAAUGGCUACACCCUGGACAACAUUACAGGACUCUGCAAACCGGUGUGCGAGCAAGGCUGUGUGAACGGGACCUGCGUGGAACCCAAUGCGUGCCAGUGCCAUUUUGGCUACGUGGGUCAGAAUUGCUCGGUGGAAUGUCAGUGUAACAAGCACAGCAAUUGCCGGGGCGUGGGGGCCCAAGAUCAGUGCCUGCAGUGUUUCAACAACACCAUGGGACCACACUGUGAAAAAUGCCAGCCGCUCUUCGUCGGGUCGGCCCUGAACGGCGGCUCCUGCCGUCCCUGCCACGUUUUUUGCCGAGGGAACAGCAACAUGUGCAUCACACGGGAAGAAUACAAGCGAGCCCAACAGGAUCCGGUCCGCUUCCUCCUGGAGCCGGCCUUGAUCCCCACUUGGGUGACCGAAGGGCCUGCCGAGGACGCGGCGGUGUGUGUGAACUGCCAGAACAACAGCUUUGGAGACAAGUGUGAGAGCUGCCUACAUGGCUACUUCCUGCUGGAGGGCAAAUGUACCAAGUGCCAAUGUAACGGCCAUGCCGACUAUUGCCACGAACUGGAUGGGACCGGCUGCCCGUGUCAAAACAACACUGAAACCGGAGGCUGCCAAAACAGCGCCCAGGCUGACAAAAAGGACUGCUACAAACAACAGUGCGCCAAAUGCCGGGAAUUCUUCCACGGGAAUCCGGUGGGUGGCCACCAGUGCUACCGGCUGAUCAUCGUCGAUCAGGAGAGCUGCUUCGACCCGACGUCCCAACUCAACUGCUUUCACGAGCCGAACAUUAAGAACUUGCUCUUUGGACGCUCGGUUUUUUUCGGCGUCCAGCCCAAAUUUACCAACGUGGACAUCCGCAUCACCAUCGACGUGACCUUCGGUGGAGUGGACGUCUACAUCUCUACCUCCUACGAAACGUUUGUGGUGGACGUCGACCGGGCGACGGGCAUCCACUUGGUGAGGAUCGUCCCCUCGGGGGAAGAAACGCCGGUGCGCAGCAACGUGAGCCAGUCCUCCCCGCUGGUACGAGAGGCGCAGGCGCACGGCUUGAUCACCUACAUCACCGUGAGGGAGCAGCAGGGGGUGCUAAUCGUGCGGGGUGUCCGCGAUCGGGUGGUCAUCACUUACCCGCACGAGAUCCACGCUCUGAAAUCCAGCCGCUUUUACGUCAUCUUGCUGGGAAUCGGCGGCAGCAGCCCGAACGUCACCGAGUCUCAGGGCCUGCUCUUUUUCCGCCAGGACCAGGCGCACAUCGACCUCUUCGUCUUCUUCUCCGUCUUCUUCUCCUGCUUCUUCCUCUUCCUCUCCGUCUGCGUCUUGCUUUGGAAAAUCAAGCAGUUCCUGGACUUGAGACACGAGCAACGGCGCCACUUGCAGGAAAUGACCAAGAUGGCCAGCCGGCCUUUCGCCAAAGUGACCAUUUACUUCGAGCCGGAUAAUUUGGGGGCACCGGCCGAGUUGGUUUUCCUCCCCGCUCGCCCACACAAACUCCCAUCCUUGGCAGCGGCCCAGCCCCUUCCCAGCCGCUUGAAACCCUAUCACGAGGUCCCUUAUCCCGUGGCCCACUUCCGCCGCUCGGAGCCCUUCCUGUCUCAUCUCAUGGGCUACUCGUACUCCAGCUUCCGGGUGGGGCCGAUCACUUUGGAGCCCACGGACGAUGGCAUGGCCGGUGUGGCUACUGUCCUCUUCCAGCUACCGGGUGGGCUGCAGGCCCCCAACCGGGCUUGCCUUGGCUCUGCUCUCGUCACCCUGCGCCACAAUCUCCAGGACUACUGCAGCAGCAGCCACGGCAUGAGCAGCUCGCGCAAAGGACUGCUCAGCCACGAGAACCUGACGAGCAUGUCCCUAUGAGUUAGUGGAGAACUCCGCCCUGCUGGGGCUGAGAGGGGCUUCAGCAAUCUGCCUGGUGGAGGGGCUGAGAAGGGCAAGAACCUUCAGGAGAACAGGCGUGCAAAAUUUCUGCGGCUCGUAUGCCGUCGCUACAGACUUUACGGCCAGCUGGAGAUGCGGCCACCAAACGGAAAAGCCAGAGAUGCUCUCCGGGGCUUGUGUGCGCCUGCUCUGCUGCCCUCCUGCUUGGGAGGGUCCUCGGGCCAACUCAGUAUGAAUGGAUGGCAUCGGCCGCAGGGGUCUCGAACCUGGGUGACUUUCCGACUGGUGGACUUCAACUCCCAGAAUUACAAGGCACAGUUUAAAAAAAAAAAUAUUGUUUGUGGACUUCAACUCCCGGCUGGCUGAGGAAUUUGGGGAGCUGAAGCCCACAAGUCGGAAAGUCGCCAAGGUUCGAGACCCUUGGUAUAGGGGGAGCAUGCAGGGUGGCCCUUAGCCUAGCUCUUAAUGCCUGUGUUUCCCCAACACACUCAACCGAGUCCUAGUGUCUGCGUUGGUCCCACAUGUUCAGCUUGGUUAGUACUCACUGGUAGCUCUUCUGUGUCUUCAUACGUGUGAACCCCCACCCCUCUGUUUAGCUGAUGUUUCCAUACAGGUUGGAAACCCCGAGGACAAAAUCCACCAAGCAGACUGUGCUCGAGCUCCGGGUCAGACUUGUCCAAAAGUGAGUGUAGAGAUGGAGGAAGGACGGAGUUUUCCCUUGAUUGUUCACAGCCUUGCUUUUCCACCGCUGUGUAGAGAAUCUACUAGAUCUCAAGUUGCUUGCUUUCUACCCAGUGUUGCUGCAGAUCGGCCAGGACUAUCAGCCGUCCCACUCCGCGGACACCCCAAAAUCCCGAAUCACUGUUAAACGUAGUUGGCUGACAAUACUUCUCUUGGGAUCAGAAGUUCGAGAAGGAGUAAAGUUGGUUUGGAAUGAAUCAUUGUCAAUCUGGAGCGUGGAAAAGCAGCUACAAUCUCCUGAACAAAUCGGGGGGGAAAGCACGUUAGGCAAUUUUUCCGCCGGGCCUGUGGUUUUGUUAACACGAAUGAGCUUUUGCGUUGAUAGCGAUCUCCCUUGCAAAAUGGUGAGAAGAAGCAGACGGUGUCCCUUUGAUGCCUGGGAGAUAAUUGUGCUUGCGGUUGUGCGUAGCCUCUUGAUCUUGAAGGGCUGGUUUGUCGCGAUGCCGGGCGAGUUGCCGCGUGGUGAUUAAAAGUCGUUAAUCCCCUGCUGGAUGGGAGCGAACGAAUGGAAA